Anastrepha obliqua is the source of this 828-nucleotide messenger RNA. RefSeq names its product tigger transposable element-derived protein 6-like. Lineage: Eukaryota; Metazoa; Arthropoda; Insecta; Diptera; Tephritidae. The coding region runs from base 1 to 828 and encodes 275 amino acids. The transcript is spliced from 4 exons. The record is from RefSeq and is a predicted model, not a curated record.
AUGCGUCCAAAAGGUCUUACAGAUCUAGAAAUAAAACAGAUAAUAAACUUCGAUAGGAAUAAUUCUGAUGAUGAAGAAGAUGACAAAGAAGAAGAAGAGUUAUAUGAUUCGAAUCUGGAGAAAUUCAUUGAAGAAACGAUGGAUAAAACGGUAUUGUUGGAGAAAAUGAGCAUGCUGAUGAAGAAGUUGAAAAUGUUGCGGACACAGAAAACAUCGCCGAGAAAACGAAUUUUAACGAAUAUAUUGACUCAAGUGGAUGAGGGAAAUUCUGUUAUGGCCAUAGACUUACUGCAAGCAGUUCGAAAUCGUAGCAAUGUAUGGAAUGUCUAUGUUAAACCAGAAACAAUUGCCAACUGUUUUAAAAAGGCUGGAUUUUCAAAAGAUGCUAUGCAGAUUCCAUUUGAGCAUUGGGAUGAAGAGGACCUUCUUUCAAUAUCGGAUUUGGCUGCUUUACAGUCGUCAUUUAAAAAAGUAGCAAAUAUCGAAGCAUCGUUUGAUGACUACGUAAAUGUUGAUAAUGGUGUGCAGACUUGGGACAACCCCUCCGAAGAAGAUAUUCUCAACAGCAUUUUUGAAAGUCGCGGAGUUCCAGCUGAACCUGAUACCGAUGAACACGAUUUGACCGUUGAAGAAUUGGCAGAAACUGAGGAGGCAUUACCUACGUUGAUACAAGUUGCUUCAUCCAUUAGCGUAAUUAGAACCUUUGUGGAAAUGAGGAGUGACGUGCCGAUUAAUGCUUUCAACUCUCUACAUGAUUUGGAAGCUUUUAUUGAAAAUGAAAAAUGGAAGACUGUAAUUCAAACCAAACUCACUGAUUAUUUUAAAUAA